AGGAGCUCCAGGUGGAGUUGGCGCGCUACUGGAGUACAGAGAACAGUGGCCCGUGCAGACAAAGAAAAAGGCUGCCUUGCACUUGCCUGGAUGAACCCGUACUGGUCCCAGACUCAGCGCAGCAGCCCGUCAUGGGGGACGGCGGCGCGUCCUCGCCGGUGAACUUCCAGAAUGGCUCCGGGAGCGGCGCGUCCGACGCACCGGGCUCCAACACGGCCGCGUCCGAGCAGUGGAUGGCGGGGAUGAGCCUGGUGAUGGGUGUGAUCGUCUUGUUUAUCGUACUUGGGAAUAUUCUGGUGAUAGUAGCUAUAGCCAGGACGCAGAGGCUUCAGACGAUCACUAAUGUGUUCAUUGUGUCUCUGGCGAGCGCGGACCUCAUCAUGGGGCUACUAGUGGUGCCGUUUGGUGCCGCGCUCGAGGUGCGCGGCUCCUGGCAGUACGGCACCUUUUUCUGUGAGUUCUGGAUCUCAGUGGAUGUCCUCUGCGUCACCGCCAGCAUCGAGACCCUGUGCGUUAUUGCCAUUGACAGAUAUGUGGCCAUCACGUCGCCUUUCCGCUAUCAAAGCUUAUUAACCAAAGCUCGCGCCAAAGCGGUGGUGUGCAUAGUCUGGGCAAUCUCUGCGCUCGUGUCCUUCCUCCCCAUCCUCAUGCACUGGUCCCGGGACAGCGUGGACACAACUUGCUACGAUGACCCUGAAUGUUGCGACUUUGUCACAAACAGAGCUUAUGCCAUCUCUUCAUCCAUCAUAUCCUUUUACAUUCCUCUUCUGGUCAUGAUUUUUGUUUACGCCAGAGUGUACAGAGAGGCGAAAAAGCAGCUGAGGAAGAUCGACAAGUGCGAGGGCAGGUUUCACAACACAUUAACUGGCCUGACCUCCAAGUGCAAGAAGAGGCCGUCUAAGAUCCUCGCACUGAGGGAGCAGAAGGCUCUAAAAACACUGGGCAUCAUCAUGGGGACGUUUACACUAUGCUGGCUGCCUUUCUUUAUUGUCAACGUGGUGCGGGUGUUUAACGCAGACGUGGUGGACAAGGACCUUUUCGUGUUUCUGAACUGGCUGGGGUACGUGAAUUCUGCUUUUAACCCCAUCAUUUACUGUCGGAGCCCGGAUUUCAGGAAGGCUUUCAAGAGGUUGCUGUGCUGCCCGAGGCAGGCCGACCGCAGGCUGCACAUCAGCUCCUGCGACCUGUCCCGAUGCUCCGGAGGGUUCGUCGCGGCUCUGGAUCCUGGCACACUGGGGAUGUGGUCGGAUUGUGGAGCCUUGGAUAACAGUGACAGCAGCCUAGUGGGGGGUGUAAAGCUGUCACACUCUGAAUCUCAGCUGUGAAUUUAAAACAAUUGAACUUUUGGUAGGAUCAUGACAAACUGUGACUGUAAUGGGCGUUUUCUCUUUGAGCAUGGAUGUCUUUUUGGGAAAGGUUUGCGCACGAACUUGUUGUAUACUUGAGCCUAUUUUAUGUAUUUAAUGUAUUUAAAAGCCAUAUUUAAAACGAAGAUCGGGGCGAUAUCAACAAAGCUCUGAAAGUUUAUGAGAUUAUGUAAUCUGCCCACAAACUGCGACCCCUAAAUCUUAUUAUAGGCUGAUUGAAUGAAUAAAAAUAGACGCAGGUACUAAAAACAGGACUUUUUGUUUUGUUGAAUCUGAAAUCUGAUGCUGCAUUUACUAGAUAAUCAAUAUGAAGGAAUGGGGUUUGUAUCCCCAUCCUUUGAAUUAACCCACAGGGGGCAAUUCCCCCCCGGCGCACUAUAACAAAUAUUUAUGAAUAAGCUUUGGACAGGCGCGAGGCAUUUGACUGUACUCCUGUAGUGCUCACAAUGUGUUUCACCGUUUUACCUCACGGCCAUCGACAAGUGCAAUUUGUACGGCAGGUAUUUGUUUAUAUUAAACAUUAAUGUAAAUAAAAAAAGAAGUGUAUUUAUUCCACUCUGUCCUUUUACAACUAAGUGAUUGAACGUGGGACUGAUUCCCACGCUCUUUGUACAUAUUAGAUUAAGUGGUGUUUAGUACUGAAGUGAGGAAUUUGAGCCUCUCUCUUUGUCUUUCUCAUUUAAGCUUUACAUGCUGUUGUCAGGUGGUGUGUUUACUCCUGUGAAAUAAAAGGACGUUCCAUUGUUAA
Molecule: messenger RNA, 2115 nt
Organism: Notolabrus celidotus (New Zealand spotty)
Lineage: Eukaryota; Metazoa; Chordata; Actinopteri; Labriformes; Labridae
Gene: adrb1
Product: adrenoceptor beta 1
Exons: 1
Coding region: 132-1325 (397 amino acids)
Biological process (GO): norepinephrine-epinephrine-mediated vasodilation involved in regulation of systemic arterial blood pressure; positive regulation of heart rate by epinephrine-norepinephrine; adenylate cyclase-activating adrenergic receptor signaling pathway
Cellular component (GO): membrane
Molecular function (GO): beta1-adrenergic receptor activity
Source: RefSeq, a predicted model, not a curated record